AUGGACUCCCUGCCCUUCGAGCUCAUCACCCUAAUCCUCACCCACCUCCCCCGGCACGACCUCCCCUCCGCCCGCCUCACCUGCCACGCCUUCAACGCCGCCCUCGCAAAGCCCACAUUCUCCACCCUCGCCUCCUUCGUCGACCCGGCCGUCGCCCAGCUCACCAUCGAGCGCCUCGCCUCCGACCUCAACCGCCGCCCCAAGGCCAUCUGGUCCCCCGGAUGCUCCGUCCCGCGCGGGCUUCCCGUCCCGGAGAGCUUCCUCUCUGCGAUGCGCGCUGCCUUGCGGGGGGCUGAGGAGGCGGCGGCCGACGCAGGCUCGGACAUCACCAUGUACACCGAAGGGGACAAGAUCACGGCGGAGAACUUUGGGAGGAGCAUUGGCAUGGACGAGCUGACCGAGGACGUGCUGCGGCAGGCGCUGUUCCGGUAUGCGCUGUAUCUGAGCUACGUCUAUACAGGGGAGGGCGAGGCGCCGGCGCUGUGGGUGAUGAAUUCGAAGAAGUGGGCGCAGCAGCGAUGA
Molecule: messenger RNA, 522 nt
Organism: Trichoderma citrinoviride
Lineage: Eukaryota; Fungi; Ascomycota; Sordariomycetes; Hypocreales; Hypocreaceae
Exons: 2
Coding region: 1-522 (173 amino acids)
Molecular function (GO): protein binding
Source: RefSeq, a predicted model, not a curated record